UGCCUCCGAGCCCAGGCGGCACAACAUGGGGCCUCUAAGGCCCUGGGCCCGACUCCCACUACUGGCCGCGGCCCACCUGCUGGCCCUGGGGAUGGGGGCUGCUAUGCUCCAAGCCCUGGAGGGGCCUCCAGCCCUCCAGCUCCAGGCCAAGCUCAGGGCUGAGCUGGCCGCUUUCCAGGCGGACUAUGGGGCCUGCCUGCCACCUGGGGCCCUGGAGGAGCUGCUGGCCGCCGCCCUGGCUGCCCAGUUGCGCGGGGUCUCCGGCUGGGGCAAUGGCUCAGAGGCUGGCAACUGGGAUCUGCCCUCCGCCCUGCUCUUCACCGCCAGCAUCCUCACCACCACGGGUUAUGGCUACACGGCCCCGCUGUCGGCAGGUGGAAAGGCCUUCUGUGUGGUCUACGCGGCCCUGGGGCUGCCGGCCUCGCUAGCACUCCUGGCCGCACUGCGCCACUGCCUGCUGCCUCUGCUCAGCCGCCCAGGGGCAUGGGUGGCCGUCCAGUGGCAGCUGGCCCCGGCCAGCGCUGCGUUGCUGCAGGCGGCCGGACUGGGCCUCCUAGUGGCUGGUGCCUUCGUGCUGCUGCCAGCGCUGGUGCUGUGGGGCCUCCAGGGGGACUGCAGCCUGCCGGGGGCCAUCUACUUCUGCUUCAGCUCACUCAGCACCAUCGGCCUGGGGGACCUGCUGCCGGGCCACGGCCGUGGCCUGCAUCCAGCGCUUUACCGCCUCGGCCAGCUUGCGCUUCUCGGUUACUUGCUCCUCGGACUCCUGGCCAUGCUGCUGGCUGUGGAGACCUUCUCAGAGUUACCCCAGGUCCGAGCCGUGGUGAAGUUCUUUGGGUCCAACGGCCCACUGACCGCUGAAGACCAAAGUGGCAUCAUAGGCCAAGAGGAACUGGCCCUGGACACCCUGCCACCCUCAGCUGCAGCCCCAGAACAGGCCCCAACUUGCUGACAGGUGCCUGGUGAUGGAGUUGAGCUCCCGUCAGGACAAGCUUGAGGAGGAACCCUCCAGAGAUGGGAGGGGAGGGCAUGAUUGUAAGGAUCUCCCACAAUCGUGUAUUUUUUUUAAAGGGGAAAGGCAAUAA
Hyaena hyaena (striped hyena) is the source of this 1082-nucleotide messenger RNA. RefSeq names its product potassium two pore domain channel subfamily K member 7 (gene KCNK7). NCBI's taxonomy places the organism in Eukaryota, Metazoa, Chordata, Mammalia, Carnivora, Hyaenidae. The transcript has 3 exons. The record is from RefSeq and is a predicted model, not a curated record. Gene Ontology annotation, biological process: stabilization of membrane potential; potassium ion transmembrane transport. Gene Ontology annotation, molecular function: potassium ion leak channel activity. The coding region runs from base 26 to 949 and encodes 307 amino acids. Gene Ontology annotation, cellular component: membrane.